Messenger RNA from Electrophorus electricus (electric eel), 2308 nucleotides. RefSeq names its product cilia and flagella associated protein 263 (gene cfap263). Gene Ontology annotation, cellular component: ciliary basal body; axoneme. The record is from RefSeq and is a predicted model, not a curated record. Gene Ontology annotation, biological process: cilium assembly. Lineage: Eukaryota; Metazoa; Chordata; Actinopteri; Gymnotiformes; Gymnotidae.
AUGGCAACCAUGGCGAAGACUGAAGGCAACGAUAAUGAAGCUGAUAAUAAACAGCUCGUCGAACUUGUGGAAGACCUGAGACGCUCCAAUGCAGAGCUGCGCGCGGAGACGGAGACGUUUGAGCGCUACGUUAGACGACUCGGUCCUCGCGAGCCGGAUCCACAGCUCGCGCCAGUGUCGGUGGGCACCACCUCACAGAUGGAGACAGGAGCGGGGCGUGGGAGGAAAUCCAGUACUCAAGGGGCUUCUCAGGAGCCAUUCCAGUACCUGACGCUGGACCAGAAGUAUUACAUAUGCAUGAAGGAAGUGAAUGCAAUGAGGCAAGAUCUGGAACAGCUCAACAAGGCAUCAGAGCAAGCGCUCCAGAACCAUAAGGCGAUGAUACAAGUGACUGACAAGCAGCUGGCAGACAUUAAGAAAGCGAGAUAUGAGUUUGAGCGUGACAUCGUCAAACCCCUGCGUGAGGAGAAAGGUGUCAUGGUGAGACCAGAGAAGGUCAUCCGUUACAUCGAGGACCGAAUAAAAGCUAGGGACUCCCUGGUCGAAAAGCUCCAUCUGAAAAACACGGCACUGUGCGCGCAGACACGCAAGCUGCAGCUGCAGCUGCUCCACAAGGAGGACAUGGAGGAGGUGCUGCACGAGGUCGACUUCCAGCAGCUGAGGAUUGAGAACCGCCAGCACCUGGAGCACAUCGAUGAAUGCAACCAGGACCUGCUACACCUCAAGCUGCUGGCUGGGAACACCCAAAAGCUGUUGAACACAUACAAGAAAAAGCUUGAGAGUUUGACCAGUGAGUCAAAGCUUCUGAGCAGCGACAUUGCUUCACAUGAGGACCUGCUGCUGAAGACAGACAAAGAGACUCAGCAGGCGGAGGAGGAGCGAGCCAAAAUAGAGGUUCAGAACAAGAAGCUCCAAGCUCAGCUGGAGGACUUCAGUGCACCGCAUGUGCUGGAGUACAUGGAGGCCAGGGCCCUGCACAGCCAGCUGGAGCAGAGUGUGAAGACCUGGAGGCGCAAGAUCGAGGUCGCAGAGAUGACACUGAAGUCCCACACAAAGGCCUGGAACAGGCUGCAUGCCAAAGCAGGAGCUCCAGUGUCUGAUUAACCCAGGAUGGACCAGCCUUCUGGAGCCACCUUACCUUACACCCUCAAGUCUUCUGCCCACAAACUCAAACCUUUCCACUUGAGUUUUUUUUCCCCCUAAAUGUGGUUUAAAUAUAGAAUUCAGGCUACAUAUAAUAAAAGAGAAAAUGGGUAAAAUAUGAAGCAAUAAUGCCCAGGACAUACAAGCAUUAUUAAUGAAAAAGUUUAUUAGUUAGUGCUGUGUAUAUUAAAUGCUACAUACAGAUAUUUAGCAUGAAUGUCACAUCCAUUGCCACAUGAUGUUUUCUUACUAGCUCAUCCACAAUCUACAAUUUGAAAAAAGCUAAAAAGUAAGUGUGCUCAGAAGCACAGAUACUUCAAAACAGAUUACAGGAACUAACACAGCAGGCAUGCAGGAGGCGGAGUCCAGGACAACUGGGGAAGAAGGGCCACGCCCACCUCUCCUUGAAGUUAAAAGGUCCCACCUCCUCUCCCCCGUAGUCCUGAUCCUCACACCAGGAAUAUAGAUAUUUAUAUAGAAAUUUUAAACAAUAUUAAUAAAAAAAUAAUAUACAAUGCAAACGUGAAAAAAAAAAAAAAGACACUUUAAAAUCACAACCUCUGUCAAACCUCUUAAUGCCUGUGGUUGGGGGGAAAAAAAGCCCCUUGAUAUUGUCAAGCAAUGGAUAACCAUACACUAUUAAAAUGUGAAAUAUAUGCUAAAAAAGAAAAGAAAAAAAAGAAAGAAAAUGAAAAAAAAGAAACCCAGCAUUGCUCAAGCCCAAGACCAAAGUGCCUGGCCUGCGUAUGCACCGCGGUGCUGAGGGCAAUGGUCAUACCCAAACCUCUGCAGCAUGCCCCCAGCCCACGGGCUCCAAUCAGCGCACAACACUGCCUGUAGGGGUCAGCACAGAACCACACCGACACAGCACCACGCACACAACACGUUGCUGCUGCUGUUAUGUUGUUCAAAUCAACAUUUUAUUAUGGAUCAGUGUCAAAUUAGGCAGCUUGGAGAUGACAUGGGUGCUGCCCUUUCUCCAUCAGCUCAAGGUCCAGGGUAGUUUGGUUAUUCUAAAAAAAAUUAAAUGGGGGGCUGAGGGGGUUGCAAUGAGGAAACAAAGCUGUAUUAAGAGAGUUUUCUAGGAAACAGUAAACAGCAUCCAUGCUAUGACUAUGAUCUGUACAACGCAUGUAUUUAAAAUAAAGAAAACUGAGUGUCGUAA